AUGGCUUCCCCUGAGCAUAAUCGCGUGCUGUGGUACGAGCAACCGGCAAAGGUAUGGACAGAGGCACUUCCAAUCGGCUCUGGCCGAUUAGGGGCGAUGAUUCAAGGCGGGUUGGAUAAGGACAGACUGUGGAUGAAUGAAGAUUCUGUCUGGUACGGUGGCCCGCAGAAUCGGGUAAACCCUUUGGCAAAAGCCAGCCUACCUGAAGUCCGCAGGCUCCUCGAUCUCAACCAAGUGCAGGAAGCCCAAGAACUACUCAAGAGAACCUUUACAGCCUUACCUGCUAGUCUCCGCCAUUACUCGCCGCUGGGCGAUGUCUUUCUGACUUUUGGGCAUGGCACUCCCAGCGACGACAAGAAGGAUUUCAGUGGAAUUCCGGACCAGACCAAGCGUUCAGUGAGACCUGCAGCCGAGAACUAUACCCGUCGUCUCGAUCUCACAACCGCCAUUGCAAGUGUGAAAUACAAAUUUGAGGGAGUCGAGUAUCUACGUCAAUACUUUGCAAGUACAGCGGACGAAGUCGUCGCUGUACGCAUUACCUCCAACCGUGCAGAUUCUCUCAAAUUUCAAGUGAGAGUCAAUCGGGGCAGCAAUGACAAUCCAAUGCUGGAGCGGAAUUGUUUAUUCGACAGUCUUGAGAAUAUUCCAGAUGGCCUCUUACUAAAAGCCAAUCUAGGAGGCCCGACAGCCGUUUGGGCAGCGAUGGGAGUCAAAGUCGUGAUCGAAGGCGGGAAAGGACGGUGUCUUCUCGGUGAGGAGCUCGAUGUCACAGGAGACUCGAUCCUGGUCCUCAUCGCGGGAGAGACGACAUUUAGAAACAAGGAUGCUGGGCAAGCUGUGAUUGACCGACUUGAAUCCGCAGCAAAAUAUUCGUGGCAAGAAUUACGAGACCGCCACGUGCAGCGCUACUCAUCACUCUAUUCAAGAGUCUCUCUUAAUAUCGGAGACGACAAUCCCAGGCUACGCGCAAUCCCCACGGACCAGAGACUAGCUCGAGUGAAAGGUGGCGAUGUUGACAACGACCUGGCGGCAUUGAUGUUUUCCUUUGGCCGGUAUCUACUCAUUUCCUCUUCACUAUCCGGCCUACCUGCGAACCUCCAAGGGAUAUGGAACUAUAACCACCAGCCAAUCUGGGGCUCCAAGUAUACAAUAAACAUCAACAUUCAGAUGAACUACUGGCUAGCCGAGGUUGCCAAUCUGUCAGAGUGCCAUCUGGUGCUCUUCGACCACAUUAAACGCAUGGCUGAACGAGGCAAGCAAGUAGCGCAGGACAUGUAUGGUUGCAGGGGAUUUGUUGCGCAUCACAACACAGACAUAUGGGGUGACUGUGCCCCUCAGGACCGAUAUGUGCCGGCCACAUACUGGGUGCUCGGGGGAGCUUGGUUCUGUACCCAUCUCUGGGAGCACUACCUGUACACUCACGACCAGGAGUUUUUGAAAUGGGCCUAUCCCCUGCUCCAGGAGGCGGCGUUGUUCUUCGAAGAUUUUCUCAUCGAGAGAAACGGUGUGCUCGUGGUAUCGCCCACGGUCUCUGCCGAAAACUCCUACAUCAUCCCAGGCACUCGGGAGAUUGGUGCAGUCUGUGUAGGUGCCACGUGGGAUGCUCAGAUCCUGUACGAGCUUUUCACCGGGUGUGCCGAAGCGAGCAGGAUCCUCGGGCAACCAGCGGAAAGAUACCUCCAAGUCCUGUCCAAGCUCCCUCAGCCCAAGAUUGGGAAACAUGGACAACUUCUCGAGUGGAUGGAGGAUGUGGAAGAGGUCGAGCCGGGCCAUCGGCAUAUCUCGCACGCCUUCGGUCUGUUUCCUGGGCGGAGUCUCCUGUCGGACGAGCAUAAAAAUGCCAUCAGAGUCACCUUGCAACGGCGGCUGGCCGGCGGAGGUGGACACACUGGCUGGAGCGCCGCAUGGAUCCUCGCACUUUAUGCUCGCUUGAGAGAGCCAGAGCCAGCACAGGCAAUCAUCCAGAAGUUCCUGCAACAUUCCACUCUCCCCAACCUCUUCGGAGAUCACCCGCCGUUCCAGAUCGACGGAAACUUUGGCAUUGCGGCAGGAAUUGCGGAGAUGUUGAUCCAGAGCCACGAAGAAGGCUACGUGGACCUCCUUCCUUGCUUGCCGCACGAGUGGCAGGACGCCGGAAGUGUGACCGGACUGUGUGCCAGAGGUGGAAUAGUGGUGGACAUUGAGUGGAAGAAGGGGAAACUGACCUCAGCCCGCUUCACUGGAAAGCGCAAGGUCCAGUGUGUCGCUCGAAUUGAUCCGAAGAGAUUAGAGGAUGGAUCAGGCCACGCCACUAUCCAGCUGGACGCAGGUGACAGCAAGACUCUCACAGGGUCGUGGCCAAAUUAA
Fonsecaea multimorphosa CBS 102226 is the source of this 2346-nucleotide messenger RNA. RefSeq lists its product as uncharacterized. The coding region runs from base 1 to 2346 and encodes 781 amino acids. Lineage: Eukaryota; Fungi; Ascomycota; Eurotiomycetes; Chaetothyriales; Herpotrichiellaceae. The record is from RefSeq and is a predicted model, not a curated record. Gene Ontology annotation, molecular function: alpha-L-fucosidase activity. The transcript has a single exon. Gene Ontology annotation, biological process: carbohydrate metabolic process.